UUAUACCUCGUAUAGAGCGAGACGCAGCCGGAACCGAGGCAGGACGGGGCGUGGUGGUGCGCACUCAGUUCUCUGAAUCCAUCUUUGGCGUAUCUGUGGACUCGCUGAUGCCGGGGAAGCGUCGGCGUCUCCUGAACCUCACCGUCACGCCACACACUGGAAAACACUGGCAGGUGAGCCUACAUGUGCCAAUUAUCUCUACAGCCCUCGAGUGGGAGACGAAGCUCUGGAAAAAUCAGGGCAAGCAACAUUGGGAAGUUAAUGGGGAAGUCAAGUCUACCAAAUCUGACAUAUCGUUAGAAUUCGUUCACUUCAAGCAGGAGAAGCAGGACGAGGAGACUCAGGUCACGGAUGACAGAGGUGAGGCUGGCAGGUGUGAUGCUGAAGGUUGUGGGGACGGCAAUGUCAAGGAGCCAAAAGCCAAGUCGCGGCACCACGUCGACAGUGAUUGCGACUCAGAUUUAAGUAAAGAACAGACAGUAGACCAGAAUGAAGUUUGUAGUGGUCGAGAUCCUAAAUCAGAAGACUUAAAGCAAAAUGAUCAUGAUUCCGUAAUGGUAAAUGUAGACGAAGAAUGUUCCAGGAAAGCGGAGUGUGAUGGACAGGAAGAGUCAGUGUCAAGUGACGCUGUUCAAGAGACUACACAAAAAUUAACUUCCCGGGUUUUCAGCCUUUCUUCCAACAUGAAAACUUUCAUCUCAUCUGACGGAGGACGCUGGAUUCGGAUCCUGCAGCGCACACACCUGGCAUUCUGUCCUCACGUUGGCUGGAACUUGAACCAAAUAUUUCGGUUCAAUCGUGACUGGACUGGGUGGGAGUACGUGGUGAACACCUGGGAGUGGGGCAACAUGGUGGUGAAGGCGGAGUGGGGCGUCUCUCUCCUGCAGUGGUACCAGAAAACUUUCAGCUUCUCUUUCGACCAGGCGGCGGCGCUCCCCUCCACGCAGCUGGUCCUGGAUUUCCGUGACUGGUGGAGCUACAAGGUGUGGCUGAAGUGGCCGGUCCUCGCGUCCUCCCUCGCCGCUUCCCUCACGCUUGGUCGCGACAGUCACACACUGCUGGGCGAGUCAGACCGUGUGGGGGUGACGUGGGAAGUGAAGAAAGUGGACGAGUUUCUGGGUGAGGACGCCGGAAAGGUGGUGGCGCGGGUGGUAGCGCGACACACCCCUGCUGGCUUGGUGGUGACCUUCCACGCCGACACCGCCAGCAUGCAGGAGCUCCACGAUACCGUCACUGCCGUCCUUGCUCAGGCCAUGGAGAGCCCUGACCUGUGUGGCGAGGUGCCUGACCACGCCACGCUUCUGAAGUUCCUGCACGACUUCCUUGGACAGUCACCGGCGAGUCUCUGGGCGGAUCUGCUGCAGGAAGUCCGUCGCCUGCUGCUGGGGUCUGGCACCGAGGCAGACUUACAUCACCUGCUGGAAGUUUUCAGGGAGGAAAUGGGGACAGCAGAAGGCGUAGGAUUGUGGGAGGCAGUAUGGACGGUGCUGGAGCGGGCGGGGCUGCUGCGUUCCCGCGGCGAGGAGGUGGAGGUGGUGGUGCCCUCCGAGUGGAUUAGGCUGGCGCAGGGGUGGUUCACUUGGGCUGUCAUGGGAGGCGGCGGGCAGUGCGAAGGCAACACACUGAUGGUUAACCUGGUGGAUGCGCUGGCGGAGACCCUGAGGCGAAGUGGCAGCGGGCAAGCAACCUUUUGACCCACCAGUCAGACAAACUUUUAUGUUCGUUCUGAAGGCAAAUCAAAAGCAGGAAUUUGUUACCAAAACCAUAAAUAAAUGACGUCAUCGUACAUCUGGCAUCCAUUCGUGUAGCUGCUAUACAACACUAUAUUGUUUAUUUAUUUAUUUUUUUACAUUGUGUUGAUUAAUUGCUUGCUUAUUCUUAGAAAAUAUGUAGGCGAUAAUAUCAACAUAAAUUAUAUACAUGUAUUCAUUUCAUUGGGACUAUUCACUCCUGUUGCUACAUUCUCAUGUUCGUUUGUAUUGAAAAAUGUUCCCUUAAUUAUCAAUACACCCAACCAUCAAUAAUUAUUAUAGUAAUAUCAAAAUAAAAUGUUCAUUGUUAAAUACUGGAUCAAAAUAAAGCCAAUCAGGGACCUCGACACUUGCUUUACCAUUUACGUAAGAAAGAAAACCCCGUUGAAAAAGCAGAAUCAACUGGACUUCCGCGGGAAACUACAACAAUCAUCAUCAGUCCACUGCUAUUUCCUCCGCGUAAAAGCAAUGCAAGAUGUGCUACCUCGUUUUGGAGGUGUUUUCAGGACACAGGGAAGGAAGAUGAAACCUGACUAUCUUGCACCUCAAAGACUCAAAACAGACCACCACCACCACCAGCACCACCACCACCACCACCACCACCACCACUACCUAACGCUGUGUCCAGGCUGGAAUGUGUGACCUCUCUGCCAGGAAUGUCACCGUCUUCUCACACUCUGACACCAAGUACCUCACAACAUCACCUGCAAUACUACACCUCUGAGCCCCCCCGGAGCCUGGCGGCCCUGCUCGGUCCCUUCCACGACUCGCAGCGAGAGAGAGAGGUCGAGGUGCGGUGGUCUCGUGGCGGAAGGCUGAAGGAGGCGGUGAAGGAGUGAAGGUGUGAAGUGUGCAGCUUCCACUUCAUCAUCCCAUGAACAGCCCACAGGAAUCUCUACCAGCACCUGGUUAUUAAACAGUGUUGUCACGCCAGGCCCAAUGUACUCCAUUGCAAUCAGGGAGUCAAGCUUCACCAGGAAAAGAGGCAGAGCGUCACCACCUUCAAGCCCCACAAGAGGUAUUAAGUAUCGUUGGGACAAAGCAAUCAGGGAAGAGUCAAGUUGCAGUAAGAAGAGUGUGUCAAGAAUUUCAAGCAGGAAGAACACGUAAAAUUCCCUUCAAGUCAUGGCGGGACCGACAGGCAACCUUCAACACUUGUGGAGGCACGAGAGCUGCAGGCAGUUUCACAAAGAAGAGGUUGCUCCUCACUCAAGUUGACGCAAGGACACAAGAAUUGGCAAGUGUUGUUGCUCCCAGGCCCUGCUGCAAGAGUUCUCCAGUCCACUCCAGUCUGGGAAGGAAGAAUGUAGCAAGUCCCUCUCUUCUGUAUUCAACAACCACCACCACCACCUUCAUUCAGGCUUGGGAUAAGUUUUGUACAUUCCAGCACUUCAGUAAUAAGGAAAAAAAGUGCCAUGUUUAUAUUAUUGUUGUGUAUUUAUUCACUUAACAUUCACAUUAAAACAAUAAACAUUCAGUAUACCAUCUUGAACAUAA
Messenger RNA from Scylla paramamosain (green mud crab), 3248 nucleotides. RefSeq lists its product as uncharacterized. The transcript has 13 exons. The coding region runs from base 108 to 1694 and encodes 528 amino acids. Lineage: Eukaryota; Metazoa; Arthropoda; Malacostraca; Decapoda; Portunidae. The record is from RefSeq and is a predicted model, not a curated record.